Mauremys mutica (yellowpond turtle) is the source of this 2527-nucleotide messenger RNA. RefSeq names its product C-type lectin domain family 2 member D-like. Bases 971 to 1603 code for a protein of 210 amino acids. The transcript is spliced from 7 exons. NCBI's taxonomy places the organism in Eukaryota, Metazoa, Chordata, Testudines, Geoemydidae. The record is from RefSeq and is a predicted model, not a curated record.
CACUGCAGUAGGUGGUGCCUUGGUUCUUUGCUAGCCCUGCCCUGUCGCUGUGGCCUGGCAGGAGUGAAGGCGAGACCCCUCCCCCAGUCCCUGCUGAGCUGGGUGGGAAAUGACAGGGCUCCUCAGUUCUGAUCUCUACAGUUCUCAUCCCCUCUUGUGUUUAAAGAACAGGAGAACUUGUGGCACCUUAGAGACUAACACAUUUAUUUGAGAUAAGCUUUCAUGGGCUACAGCCCACUUCAUCGGAUGCAUGGAGUGGAAAAUACAGUAGGAAGAGAUAUAUACAGAGAACAUGAAACAGUGGGUGUUACCAUACACACUGUAAGGAGAAUAGGAGUACUUGUGGCACCUUAGAGACUAACAAAUUUAGUCACCCACUCCUGUGAUGGACCCACAGGGAUUCAGGCCCAGCUGCUCUGGUGAAGGUUACAAACCAGUUUACUCUGUAGCUCCCUCUUCAUUCCCCUGCAUCAUGGGAAGAAAGUGGUGCACAGACCCUGGAGUGGGAAUUAUGGACUUUUGUGAACCCUGCAACCAAGGGGAGAUGCUGAGAAGAGGACUGUGGCCCAGGAAGGGCGAAGGGCUUGUGUUAAUUUGUUUGGAUUCUCACUCCUCCCAGAAGAGGGAGGACACUUGUUGCCAUGGUGACUGUGGGGAGCUACACUGAAUUUAUUACCCAACUGCUGAGGGGAAACUGAGGCAUGGCCAGAGUUCAACUGAGGAACAGGCUCACCGGAUGCCAGGCCAGGCUGUGAGCUGGUUUGACGGCCGCUGCGCAUUGUAGUUCUUUGAAAACAUCCGCUCAGUGACGCCAAGAUCUUUCCUGAGCGAUCACCUGGGAGAGAAGCCAAAGCCAGGGACACUGCACUGACUGGAACUGACUCUGCCACGACGGCGUAGAGCCAUUUCUUGCAGCUGGCUCCAAGCUGAUCAGAGUCCAGCACCCACCGCUGCCUCCCUGAGAGGAGAAAUGCGGAAGGGAGCAGAAGCAGAUCCUCCUGGACAGCUUCUUAACAGCUCCAUAGACUUGAAGGGUUCUGGAGAACGAGAUCAUCCAGCUAAUUCCAGCUCCAGGAAACCUGCAGUAUGGGAUCGUCCAGCUGCCCUCAGAGCCAUAAUCGUGGUUACAAUGGUCGUCAUCGUCGCUCUAGUAGCAGCUUUGAUAGUGGUAACAUCUAGGCCAUCUCCUCCAUGGCCCCCUGCUGCCUCCUGCUGCCCGGACGGCUGGAUCCGGAUCCAAGGGAAAUGUUACUAUUUUUCUAAGGCCGAAGGGAACUGGACCUACAGCCAGAGCUUCUGCUUGUCACACGCUGCCUCCCUGGCCGGGAUUGAGAGUCUGCAGGAGCUGGGUUCCCUGCUGCCAUAUGAAGGCAGAUUGGACCACUGGAUCGGCCUCCGGAAGGACACGGGCCAGGUCUGGAAAUGGGCCAACGGGACCGAGUUUGACCGUCGGUUUGAAAUACACGGAGGAGCAGACUGUGUGUGCCUGGAUGAAGACCUCACUGUCACCACGUCAAGCUGCAGCACACCAAGAAAAUGGAUCUGCAGUAAACCUGAUACCCCUGCGAAGGGAGAGGAGGGAGCAGUGGGAGGGGAUUCGUGAACUCAAGGGAAUUGGAGACCAGCUGUGACAAAGCCUUGUUCUAGUCCCCUCCAUGCUGCAGCCUGGUUCCUUGUUUCUUAGCCUGUCUCCAGGGUUUGUCCAGUCUCAGUCAUCAAUUACCCUUAUGCUGGGUGCCCAGACAGCAAAUGUGAAAAAUUGGGACGGGGGUGGAGGGUGAUAGGAGCCUAUAUAAGGAAAGACCAAAAAAUCAGGACUGUCCCUAUAAAACUGGAGCAUCUGGUCACCCUACCUAAUGCUGGGGUCUGUGACCCUUCUCUCAGGGAGACUGUCACAGUAACUGGAUCUCUAUCCCACCUCCAUCAGGUCAGGACUUGUCUCCAGCCCCCCUUGUCUCUGGGCAGGGACCUCAUCCCACUCCCUGACCAGGGCACUUGAAGCUGCACAGCUCCCUUCCGUACACUGCGAUAUCCCCAGCAAGCCAGCCUGGCUAAAAGCCAGCGCCUGCGCUUUGCUUCCACUCUGAGCACAGUGCCCAGCACGUUCCAGCUGUUACAAGCUAGAACACGGCCCUUUCUUGACUGAUUAUUUAUUCUAGGUCAAAAGCAUUAAGGAGAAAAUGUAUAAAAAUCACGAAAAGGUCCCCCACACUAAACACACCAGGAAUCAUCCCUCUUCCAGGGGAGAGUCUAGUAGCCAGUGACUCUUCCAGGCCCUCCCUAUGGGGUUGGGGUCCCCCCUCCCCAGCUGAGAGCAGGUCCUGUCUGUUUGAAUCAAAAUGAAGGCUGUGAAUCUGUUUAAAUUCAGCCUUUGAGUGUCCUAAGUUCUAUCUCAAUCUCUGGAAAAACCCCUGUGAGCCAGUGUGUGGGAACCAAAUGUUCCAGGGUGCGACCCAGCCAGGGAGCGGCUGGGUCACUGCUUGCCCUGCAGCCUGGGGUGUCUCACAGUCCUGUGCAGAAGCUCCCA